AUGAUGUUAAUAAUAUGGACCUUCUUAUUGCUGACAAUUAGUGCUGCAAUAGCCGAGAGGAACCUUGCAAAAGUAUCUCCACGGAUCAUUGGUGGUUUUGAUGCGAAACAAGGACGCUACCCGUACAUUGUAGAGUUGGUGAAUCCUGAUGGGUCUCCGCGAUGUGGUGGUAUUUUGGUGGCAACCGAUAUGGUUCUAACGGCUGCACAUUGCAGUGGCGGAUUGGGAUUUGCUUACAUUGGUCGAUGGAACCGUGACUCCAACGAAGCAUACGACAAUUUUACCAUGGUGGAGAUGGAAUACAUUCAUCCACAAUUUGUUGAGGAUCUAGCUACUUCCUAUGAUUUCAUGCUUUUGAAGUUAACACAACAAUCGUCUAAAGCCUACAUUAAACUCAAUGAGAAUCCUGAUAUUCCGACGGGCCAACGGAUUGAUGAAGUGACGGCUUUGGGAUUUGGGACUAUAUCUACCAAUUUGGAAGAGUAUCCGUCCACACUGCAACAAGUGGAACUGACGUAUAUCAACAACAAUGAGUGCGAAAAGUCCAAGGAUCCAAACUAUGCCGACAGUUAUCAAGGAGUAAUAUCAUCGGAUAUGUUGUGUGCUGGAGAUUUUGGACAGGAUACCUGUCGUGGUGAUAGUGGCGGUCCGUUGAUUGUGGAUGGCGGGUCACCAGACAAGGAUAUUGUGGUUGGAAUUGUCUCAUGGGGUUUUGGGUGUGCCCUACCUGCAUUUCCUGGUGUUUAUUCAAGGGUGAGUCACGAAGUCCAAUGGAUCAAGCAAACUAUUUGCUACGUUUCGGAGAACCCUCCGACAGAGUACGAUUGUUCUCUCUACACCCCUCCAGUCGAUGGCGAAAAUACCGUCCCUGUAACUGUGACACUGAACUUGGAUGAUUUCCCAGAAGAAACGGGUUGGUCGAUUCGAAAUAAGGCAGGUGGAACAAUCUAUGGGCAAGCCAAGCCAGGAGAUUACACUACAAAACGGGACACGGUGAUUGAAACUGUUUUCUUGCCGGCUGGUUCCACAUGCAUAUUUGAAAUUACCGAUAUCUUUGCGGAUGGGAUGUGCUGCAAUAACGUUCCAGGCACCUAUGUGAUCAUGAUGGGACGGGCUGCCACUGGGACAGUCAUUGCCACGGGUGGGGACAAGUUUGGAGCAUCACAACAACAUGAGUUAAUUAUCCCUACUGACUACAAUGAAUCUAAUGGGCCGGUGAUUGGUGAAGGACAGAUUGCAAUGACGCUGGUGCUGCAACUAGACAACAACCCCCUGGAGAAUGGAUGGCGUGUGGACCAAUUGGGCGGUGUUGAGAGCAAUGAAGUUGUCCGUGUUCCGCCAGGUGCGUAUAGGACGCCUCGUGCCAAGAUUGUACGGACGAUGGCUCUAGACGAAGGAGAGUUGUAUGCUUUCCGUGUCAGCGAUCUUGGGAACGACGGUAUUCAAGACGGAUAUGUACAAAUUUUCUUGGGGACAACGAACAUUAAAGAUGAAAGUCGAAUGAUUUUUGAGAACAAUGGUGAUUUCCAAGGAUCAUUAGACUUUUCAUUCAUCUCCAGUUUUGAUACAGACCCAACUUCGCCUCCAAGACUUGACUCAGAGUUUUUCCUUACACUGGAGCUACGGCUAGACUUGUACCCCGAGGAGAUUUCAUUCCAAGUGCGAGCCAAUAGUGACGAAACUGUCCUGUCACGCCAGAAUCGCGAUGAUUCUGUCAUUUUCUUCCGGCCACCACGAUUCUAUUCCGAUAAAGCACGACAAACAGUAACGGAAAUCAUUCCUCUCCCUACCAUCAACUCUGGAACGAGUCGAGAUUUCACAUUUAUCAUUUCGGACGAGCAUGGCGACGGUCUAUGCUGCAACUGGAGUGGAUCAAAUGGAGAGUUGCCUGGGUACACUAUGUACGAACGUGGACCUGGGUUGAACAAGGUUCUCUUUGGAAGUAAUAUGGAAGGAACAAGUAAGGAGGUGCACGAAUUUACCAUUGAAGGACCACCAUUAAGUGGUGAAAAGACGCUUAGCCCUAUCGAGUCUCUACCCACUGUCAAAAUAAAGAUCACAAUUGCUCUUGAUGGAUAUCCGACCGAAACUGGUUUUGCCAUUAAUGAAUUAUCGGGGAAAAGAGUUGUGGACCGACCGUCAGGGAGUUUUUCGAGUCCCAAUUUUCUUAUGGAAGAAAUCGUCACCUUGGAAAUUGGCGUUUACGAAUUCUUCAUCUUUGACUCGUUUGAAAAUGGACUAGAGGGCCAGGACAGCUUCUACCGCAUUGAUAUUGUUGAUGGCCAAGAUCGCGCCCCAAUCGUAAGAGGCUCUGGUAGAUUUAGUACUCAAGAGAGCAGAGUCUUUGUCUUGGAGGGUGAAACGGCCGAUGCGCCGCUGGACAUUGAAUUUACGCUUGACGAUCACCCAUCGGAUUUCGGUUUCUUUCUGAAACGAUUGGAUCUGGUUGCCCCUGAGGCUUUUGUUGCUGAAGUCCCUCCCGGAUAUUACAGCGGUCGUAACCAGAAAGUUACUGAAUCGUUGAAAAUCCGAAAAGGUGGACUGUACAUUAUUGUUUUUGAGGAUGCUGGUCGCGAUGGCAUUGGGGGAGAAAUUUUAGUCAAUGUAGGAUCGAAGCUUGACGGCAAGACUUACUCUAUUGAUUUUUCAAAUCAACAAUCUUGGCAGCUCAAAUUUCUCGUAGGCGUUAAACCUGCUACUGCUAGUGGUGGAAAGAGGCUAGAGUUGAAAGUGAAAUUUGAUCAGUUCCCCCAAGAACUAGAAUGGAUUUUGGUAGCAGACGUGAACGCAGACCUUAUCAACCAAGGCAGGGCAUUACAAGAGCAGCAAGUGGUCGCUUUUUCCAAUGAACCGUACUCCCAAGACCUAGAAAACAAGAACCACGUUGAAACCAUACCACUGCCUCCUCACAUCGGCCCGAGGACCUUCACAAUGAUCAUCACAGAUUCUGAAGGAGAUGGCAUUUGCUGUGAGUUUGAUUCAGGAGGUCCAAUCGAGCUUUUUGACAACGGACGACUUGUCUUCACGGACCCUUUUGCAGAUGCGAAUAAAGGACGCUUUGAAUACGGGCAAGUAUCAUUACAACUUGGUGGGCUUCAUGUUUGCGGUGGCGCACUCGUAUCUACAAAUUUAGUUUUAACAGCAGCCCAUUGCCGAAAAAGCUUUGACACUGUUGUGGUCAAUGCAUACAAUCUGAGUGACAGCUCUGAAACUCGACUACAAUAUAAGCCUCGUCGUCAAUUCAUCCAUCCUGCUUACAAUAGAGAAAGUGAUACUCAUGAUGCAAUGAUAGUAGAAUUGGACGGAAUAAUAGAAGAUAUUGAUCCGGUGGUUAUCAAUAAAUAUUCGACCGUUCCAAGCGUUAAUGACACCCUUUUUGUCAUGGGGUGGGGCAUGACAGUGUUUGGAGACGAAUCAUCUUAUGCUGAAGUUCUUCAAAUAGCUGCACUACGAUACAUCAACCCUGACGCUUGCAAGUCAAUGGCGAAUGGAAAUGGACAGUCGCUAGGAGAUUGGAUCCUAGAAGAUCACCUGUGUGCAUGGGAGGAACGAAAGGAUGCUUGUUCCGGUGACUCAGGUUCGCCAUUGAUCGUGCCCGGCAACUCCCAUAAGGGCGACGUUCUCGUUGGUGUUGUUUCUUGGGGAGUAGAUUGUGCAGGACCCCUCCCUGGUGUUUAUGGCCGGGCCAGCUAUAUCUACAGUUGGUUGGAGCAAAUCAUAUGUACACUCUCUUCCGCUCCACCGGGCAACAUGGAAUGCAAAGCAUACGAUGUUCUUGGAACGAAGACCACACCUAAUACUACAGGUUGUAAAGGGUGUGAUUCCAUAAAGAUACAGGAUGACGACGCAUCAGAGAAGAGGGGAACUAGUGGAAUUCCUGUUGGAAAUGGGAUCUCAUGCUUUUCCGUCUGCGCUCUGAAUUUGACACUUUGGUUUUGGGUUUUCCAAUAA
Cylindrotheca closterium is the source of this 3951-nucleotide messenger RNA. Lineage: Eukaryota; Bacillariophyta; Bacillariophyceae; Bacillariales; Bacillariaceae. The record is from the annotation of a GenBank genome assembly.